Molecule: messenger RNA, 1661 nt
Organism: Rubroshorea leprosula
Lineage: Eukaryota; Viridiplantae; Streptophyta; Magnoliopsida; Malvales; Dipterocarpaceae
Source: the annotation of a GenBank genome assembly
ACCCCAGGUAAUCCUCAUCUUUGUAAUAUUUUCUCUCUCCACAUUCAUGGCUUCCUCAACUCCUCCUCACUUCGUUCUGGUUCCCCUCAUGUCCCAAAGUCAUCUCAUUCCUUUCACAGACAUGGCCAAAGCCCUCGCUCAACGCGGCCUCAUCGUCACCCUUGUCAUGGCACCUGAAAAUGCAACUCAAUUCACAACCCUCUUAGACGAGGCUAAGAAAUCCAGACUCAUCAUUCAGUUUUUAGAAGCCAAAUCCACCAUGGGAAGUGAAAAAAACAACCGGCUACCUUCACAGGACCUAACACCGCAAUUUUUUGAUGCUAGUAACAUGAUGCAGGAACCACUGGAAAAUUGGCUUCAAGAGUCGGAGAAAGCAGGGUCUCUUCCACACUGUAUUGUUUCAGAUUUUUGUCUUCCUUGGACAUCUGAUCUUUCCCGUAAGUUCGGAAUUCCUAAGCUUGUUUUCCAUACAGUUUCUUGCUUUACACUUUUCUGUUCCCAUAACAUUGAUGUUCACAAACCAUAUGAUCGGGUCGAGUCGGAUUCCGACCCAUUCCUAGUUCCGGACGUGCCUGAUAGAAUCCUCUUCACCAAGGCUCAGUUGCCGACGCUAGGAAGUUUCGGUUCCGAUCAAUGGACUGAUAUUAUAGGAAAAUUCAAAUCGGCUGAGAAAUCAGCGGACGGUGUGAUAGUCAAUUCUUUUGAAGAAAUGGAACCUGCGUACAUUGUGGGGUAUAAAAAACAGGUGAAGAGUAUGUGGUGCAUUGGACCCUUAUGUUUGUACAACAAAACGGCACCGUUUCACAGAGGCAACAAGGCAUCAAUUGAUGAACAUGAGUUCUUGAGUUGGCUCAACUCUAAGAAGGAAAAAUCGGUAAUUUAUGUUUGCUUUGGUAGCAUUUCUCGCUUGUGCCCCAAGCAAUUGAUGGAACUCGGUUUAGGUCUAGAAUCAUCCGGUUCUCCAUUUAUUUGGAUAAUUAAGAAGGCGGAUUGUUCACCCGAAUUGGAAAAUUGGUUUGCAAAGGAGAGAUUUGUAGAGAGAAUUGAAGAGAGAGGCUUAAUUAUUCGAGGAUGGGCGCCUCAAGUUUUGAUAUUGUCACAUCCAGCUAUUGGAGGUUUCUUAACACAUUGCGGGUGGAAUUCAACUCUAGAAGGAGUAAGUUCUGGGUUACCCAUGAUAACAUGGCCAAUGUUUGCAGAGCAAUUUUAUAAUGAAAAUUUUAUUGUGGAAGUGUUGAAGAUUGGUGUAAAAGUUGGGGUGGAGGUACCGAUGCAACUUGAGGAGGAGAAGGCGGCCGUGCUAGUGAAGAGGGGAGACGUGGAGAAGGCGGUGAAGGAGCUCAUGGAGGGGGGAGAAGAAGGAGAAAAGAGAAGGAAAAGGGCUACAGAACUCAGGGAGAUGGCCAAGAAGGCAGUAGAAGAAGGAGGAUCGUCUUUCUUAAACAUAAUGUUGUUGAUUGAGUACAUAAAGCAGCUGAAGAAUAAAUAUUAAUAGCAUCACCAAGAAAGAUGGACGGUGAGAGUUGGGCUGAAUCCGUGGCAAAGAACAAAGGCCCAAUUGCAUCGAAUGUAGUUUUUUAAUUAAAGUAUUUUUAUUUUUAAUUUGAUUUGUAUUUUUAAUUUGAAAUUAAAUGCAAAAAAAAAAAAAAAAAAAACGAUUU